Molecule: messenger RNA, 408 nt
Organism: Penicillium chermesinum
Lineage: Eukaryota; Fungi; Ascomycota; Eurotiomycetes; Eurotiales; Aspergillaceae
Product: putative C2H2 finger domain protein
Exons: 3
Coding region: 1-408 (135 amino acids)
Source: RefSeq, a predicted model, not a curated record
AUGGCACCGCGAGGCUUCACAAAUCCUGCACCUAAGACAGAGUCAGCGCGCGCCGCGCUGAGCGCCUUCACAUGCUCGCUAUGCAACAAGUCAUACGCGCGGCACCCGGAGUAUGAAGCGCAUAUCGGGUCCUAUGACCACCAGCAUCGACGACGACUUCAAGAUCUAAAAGAGCUAUCGCGCGACCCCAACGCAGCAGAGAAGGCUCGACGCGCCGAGCGCAAAGCAGAUGAGCAGAACGGGCUCACCGUCAUUGAUACGCCAAAUGCCGAUACAUCUAAUACUCUUAAUAAGGGGAAGGGGGGCUUCAAGAAAGGCGGUUUCAAAAGUUCUUUCGCCGCAGUAAAAGGUCCCACGGCACCAGCGAAGAAGAACGUUUUAGGCGACGAUGACGACGACCCCCCCUGA